GUAUUGUGUAUAUUUAUAAUAAAUUACGUAAUAAAAUUUUUUCUAUAUUUUCUGAAAAUGGUAAUACAUAUUUUCUGAAAAUGAAAAGAAAAGCAAUAUAAAAGUGCGCUGAACAGUGGUUUAUGGAAGCUGUGAGGAAACAAGAUGAAAAUCCUACGUUUUUCUGAAAAGCCAUCUGACUCAGUAAAACAGAACUUAGCGUAUCUGGAACCAAGGGAGUGUGACACCAGAGCUGAUCAAAUCGAAAUCUUAAUAGAUUCCCACAAUGGAACUGCAAAAGGCAAAGAACAGGUUGUUGAUGUAACCUAUGAGCAGAUUGCAACACAAUGCAACGAAAUCAAAGUUUUCAGAAGGUUAUUUUGUAUGGUCAUCUGCAUAAACACAGUUAUUUUUUGUGUAUGUAUCAUAACCGUUGCAUUGCAAGUCUCAGAUUUUGAUGGAAAGUUUGAAAACUUUACUUCUAUGACAGUGACAUCGAACAAUCGAGAUGUCAGUGAUUUUCAAAAAUCUCUGAUUUCGAACGAGUCUAUGAAAAUAGUUCAAGAGCACAUUUUCUGUACGACAUGUAAAGUUUUCAGUGGAAUCCAGAGAUUGUUUGUCAGGACAGUCGACGAAGACAGAUGCUGUGUAAAAGAUGUUUUGAGUCUUAUACAACUUAUCAGAUCAACUGGUUUAAAGAGUUUGAACGAAUAUUCUUCUGAGAUAAGCAUAUUGAAGACAAGUAUUGAUGAUAUAAGAGAAGAUACAAAGGCGUUAACAGAUGCAUUGUUCAGCUCCAACAAAACAAACGAAACAGAUACAAAUAUUGGAUCCACUGCAAAAGAAAAUAUCAUGUGGUCAAUGUUAAUGAAAAAUAACCGACUGUUUAACUUAGUGCUCAACAGAAGACGAUCAGUGCUUUAUUUGAUAGGAAUAGGUAUUUGGUUAAGUAUGAUUAUACGAGAGAAAAGGCUCUUAUACGUUUCCGUUUGUAUUGUGCUUGUUGGUACAUACGUAACUAGAUAAAUGAAUUUCAGUCAU
Ruditapes philippinarum (Manila clam) is the source of this 1020-nucleotide messenger RNA. RefSeq lists its product as uncharacterized. The record is from RefSeq and is a predicted model, not a curated record. NCBI's taxonomy places the organism in Eukaryota, Metazoa, Mollusca, Bivalvia, Venerida, Veneridae. The coding region runs from base 145 to 1005 and encodes 286 amino acids. The transcript has 4 exons.